AUGUUUCCUAAAAUCUUGUACUUAACUUAUCACAAAACACCACACUUUUUAAAACUGUCUCGAAGUCUGAAUGAUCCUCGGGAAGAACGCAAUGGACGCAUCACGUACGAUAAAGCGCUUAGAGCGCGCGGCGUGCGUGCGUGUAUCAACGCGAGCGGAGCGCGCGAGAUAACUAAAUGGAAUGGCGCGGCCGGAUCCGGCGCGCCUCCGCCACGCGCCGCCCGCCCGUAG
This is a messenger RNA of Arctia plantaginis, 231 nucleotides long. NCBI's taxonomy places the organism in Eukaryota, Metazoa, Arthropoda, Insecta, Lepidoptera, Erebidae. The record is from the annotation of a GenBank genome assembly.